Molecule: messenger RNA, 318 nt
Organism: Strongyloides ratti
Lineage: Eukaryota; Metazoa; Nematoda; Chromadorea; Rhabditida; Strongyloididae
Exons: 2
Coding region: 1-318 (105 amino acids)
Source: RefSeq, a predicted model, not a curated record
AUGUCUAGAAAAUUACCCACAAAUCAGGGGGAAAUUUUAUAUCCAGCUAUUGGAGGUGUGACUCCUUCAGCUCCACCACCAUCUUAUGAAGAUGUAGUUGAACAGGUAAAUAAUGUUAAUCCUGGUGUUGGACCACAAUAUAUUUAUCCUCAACCACCAAUAAUUGGUGUAAGUAGUCCUUGUGGAGAGAGAUAUUGUCCAAGGGGACAAAUUUAUAUAGUUGAUCAACAUUGUGGUAUAAAUGGUAAUUCUCAUUGUAUUGAAUCAGAAAGAAGAUGUGCAAUAAGAAGAAAAAGGCGAAUUAUAAUUAGUGAAUAA